Molecule: messenger RNA, 2743 nt
Organism: Gadus morhua (Atlantic cod)
Lineage: Eukaryota; Metazoa; Chordata; Actinopteri; Gadiformes; Gadidae
Gene: tfip11
Product: tuftelin interacting protein 11
Exons: 15
Coding region: 166-2667 (833 amino acids)
Biological process (GO): spliceosomal complex disassembly
Cellular component (GO): U2-type post-mRNA release spliceosomal complex
Molecular function (GO): nucleic acid binding
Source: RefSeq, a predicted model, not a curated record
GCCUUCAGUGUAGCACAUGUCGUUACUCUUCCGGUUGAGCAGACGUCAACCGGAAGUGGUCGUGCUGGUGUCGUUAGCCGCGAUAACAAACCCUCGUUUAUCGUGUAAAGUGAUAAACUAAGACAUUUAUACGCCGGAUAAGGCGAGGAUUCAGGCAGUCUCGCCAUGUCCAUGUCCCACCUGUACGGUCGGAGGACCGAGGAGGACGACGGGGUGGAGAUGGAGAGCUUUGAGGUGACGGACUGGGACCUGGCCAACGAGUUCAACCCGGAGCGGCGCCGCCACCGGCAGACCAAGGACCAGGCGACCUACGGGAUCUGGGCCGACCGGGACUCCGACGACGAGGGGGAAAGGCCCAGUUUCGGGGGCAAGAAGUCCAAGGACUACACGGCCCCGGUGAACUUCAUCAGCGCCGGUCUGAGGAAGAGCGCCGCGGAGGAGAAGAAGCAGCAACAGAAGGACCCCGAGGACUCAGAGGAGUCGGAUGAUGGAGGCUCUGCUCCUCCUCCUCCUCCUCCGCCUUCAUCACGCCGGGCGGCACCUAAAAAACUUCAGACGGGAGAAAAUUUCCGUGGGAACCAACCCCAACGGUUUGCCGGAGGCGUGCGGACAGGACAGGACAUCGGGAACUGGGAGAAGCACACCAAGGGGAUCGGACAGAAGCUCCUGCAGAAGAUGGGCUACCAGCCUGGCAAAGGCCUGGGGAAGAACGCUCAAGGGAUCAUCAACCCCAUCGAGGCCAAGGUGCGGAAGGGUAAGGGCGCGGUCGGGGCGUACGGCAACGAGCGCACCCAGCAGAGCCUCAAGGACUUCCCCAAGGUGGACUCGGAAGAAGAGGAGGAGAAGGAGUUCCAGAAGGAGCUGGGCCAGUGGCGGCGGGACCCGGCCGGGAAGAAGAAGCCCAAGUACUCGUUCAGGACGGUGGACGAGCUGAAGGCCAAAGGCAAGCUGGCCGGACGCAGCGCCGGGACCCCCGCUGGGGAGCUGGCCCAGGUCAAGGUGAUCGAUAUGACCGGGCGCGAGCAGAAGGUCUACUCCAGCUACAGCCAGAUGACCAGCAAGCACAGUGUGCCAGAGGAGGCCCUGCCCAGCCGGGACCAGAGGCCCUCGGGCUUCACCCUGCCGGAGCUGGAGCACAACCUGCAGCUGCUGAUCGACCUCACGGAGCAGGACAUCCUGCAGUCGGCCAGGCGUCUGCAGCACGAGAAGGACAUCGUGGUGACGCUGAGCCACGAGGCCUCCGCCCUGCAGAGCCGCCUGGAGGUGGAGCAGGAUGCCAUCCGGAGGGUGGAGGCCGUGCUGGAGCUGGUGGAGCGCUUCCAGUCUGGGGAGAGCGCCCCUGGGGAGGGACCCAGCCUGCAGGAGUGCGCUGGGAUCUUCGAGACCCUGCAGAAGGACUACUACGAGGAGUACAAGGUGAUGGGGCUGGCGGACCUGGCCGUGGCCGUGGUGUACCCCCUGCUGAAGGACAAGCUGCGCACCUGGGACCCCCUCAAAGACAGCACCUACGGCCUGGAGGAGGUGGGGCAGUGGAGAGCGCUGCUGGAGUCCAGGCAGCUGCACUCCACCACCCCCGACGCCAACAUGGACCCUUACCACAGGCUGCUGUGGGAGGUGUGGCUCCCCGUGAUGCGCUCCUCCGUGUCGGGCUGGCAGCCUCGCGCCGUGGGGCCCAUGGUGGACUGCAUCGAGGUGUGGGCCCCGCUGCUGCCCGUCUGGAUCGUGGACCACCUGCUGGAGCAGCUGGUCCUGCCCCGGCUCCAGAGAGAGGUGGAUACCUGGAACCCGCUGACGGACACGGUGCCCAUCCACUCCUGGAUCCACCCCUGGCUCCCGCUGCUGCAGGCCCGCCUGGAGCCGCUCUACCCGCCCAUCCGCAGCAAGCUGGCCAACGCCCUGCAGCGCUGGCACCCCAGCGACACCUCGGCACGCCUCAUCCUGCAGCCCUGGAAGGACGUCUUCUCCCCCGGGGCCUGGGAGGCCUUCAUGGUCAAGAACAUCCUCCCCAAGCUGGCCCUGUGUCUCGGGGACCUGGUCAUCAACCCCCACCAGCAGCAGAUGGAGCCCUUCCACUGGGUGAUGGACUGGGAGAGCAUGCUGUCCCUCUCCAGCCUCAUGUCCCUGCUGGACAAGAACUUCUUCCCCAAGUGGCUCCAGGUGCUGUGCUCGUGGCUGAGCAACAGCCCCAACUACGAGGAGAUCACCAAGUGGUACCUGGGCUGGAAGAACUCGUUCAGCGACACGCUGCUGGCGCAGCUGCUCAUCAAGGACAAGUUCAACGAGGCCCUGGACAUCAUGAACCGGGCCGUGGCCUCGGGCGUGGGGGGCUACAUGCAGCCCGGCGCCCGGGAGAACAUCGCCUACCUGACGCAGACGGAGCGCAGGAAGGACUUCCAGUACGAGGCGCUCCAGGAGCGGCGCGAGGCGGAGAGCGUGGCCCAGCGCGUCAGCGCCGGCCUGCCCACCAACUUCAAGGACCUGAUCCAGGCCAAGGCGGAGGAGAACAACAUCGUGUUCAUGCCCCUGGUGGCCAAGCGCUUCGAGGGCAAGCAGCUGUACACGUUCGGCCGCAUCGUGGUCUACAUCGACCGGGGGGUGGUGUUCGUCCAGGGGGAGAAGACCUGGGUGCCCACCUCGCUACAGAGCCUCAUAGACAUGGCCAAAUGAGCUACUGUCCACGUGUUUUCAUACUCGUCUUGUAAUGCAAUGUAUAGUGUUUUUAUUUUAUUCAGGGCGAAAAAAA